AUGCAAAAGUUGCUCAUCGUAAUAGCAUUAAUAUGCUUUAGCCUCGCUACGGCUGCGCCACAUCAUGGUCGACACCAUCCUCACGGUAGUGGUCAUCAUCAUCGAUCGCGUCGUUCUGAUCAGAAUCCAUCGGGUGGUGUGGAACAUUCUGAAUCGUCUGGAGAAGAUCAUCCUCGAUCGCGUCGUUCUGAUCAAGUUCCAGCAGCUGGUGGGGAACAUUCUGAAUCCUCUGGAGAGGAUCAUUCUGGAUCGUCUGCAGAGCAUCAUUCUGAAUCGUCAGGACAGGAUCAUUCUGAAUCGUCUGGAGAAGAUCAUCCUCGAUCACGGCUUAACAUUCCUGCUAAUGCCACAUGGAAGCAGGACGGAGUGACUGCUGCUGGAGGUAACGGGCAAGGGGAUGUCACUAAUCAACUCUACUUGCCUUAUGGUCUCUUCGUUGAUGAUGAUCAAACAGUGGUUAUUGCGGACCACGUGAAUCAUCGUAUCAUGCAAUGGAAGAACGGUGAUACAACGAAUGGACAAGUUGUUGCUGGUGGUAAAGACGAAGGAAAUGGAUUACAUCAAUUGAAUGGUCCAACUGAUGUAUUAAUUGACAAAGAGACGGAUAGUCUCAUUAUUUGUGAUCAAGGGAAUCGAAGAGUUGUACGAUGGUCUCGUCGUAGUGGUACAACACAAGGUGAAAUACUCAUCGACAACAACGAUUGUUAUGGAGUCGCUAUGGAUGAACAGAGAUAUCUCUACGUCUCUGACGAACGAAAACAUGACGUAAGACGAUAUCAAUUGGGUGAGAAGAAUUACACUCUCGUAGCUGGUGGAAAUGGUGAAGGUGAUGGUCCCAAUCAACUCGACGGACCGACAUAUCUCUUUAUCGAUCGAGAUCAUUCAGUGUACGUAUCAGACAACAACAAUCAUCGUGUAACGAAAUGGAAUAAAGGUGCAAAAGAAGGGAUUGUGGCCGCAGGAGGACAAGACAAACGGAAUGCUCUGACACAAUUGUCUUAUCCUAAUGGAAUCUUCGUUGAUACGUUGGGUACACGCUAUGUAGCAGACUCGGGGAAUCAUCGUGUAAUGCGUUGGACUCAAGGAGACAAGAAACAAGGCACUGUAAUUGUGGGUGGAAAUGGCAAAGGAGAAGGAGCAAAUCAGCUCAGCUACCCCCUUGGUUUGUCUUUCGAUCGACAUGGUAGUCUCUAUGUCGUCGGACAUGUGAAUAAUCGUGUUCAACGAUUUUCUAUCGAAUAA
Messenger RNA from Rotaria socialis, 1242 nucleotides. The record is from the annotation of a GenBank genome assembly. NCBI's taxonomy places the organism in Eukaryota, Metazoa, Rotifera, Eurotatoria, Philodinida, Philodinidae.